AUGGCUACCCCUAGUGUCCUAGCUUUUGACGCUGAGGGUCGCGCCAUUGACUUUGAGGUCUGGGUCGACGACCUGCAGCUGUUCUUACAGUGCGAUAGGGCAGACGGUCUUUCUCUCUUUGACCUCACCUCUGGCGCCGUCCCUGCCCCUGCUGCUGAUGCUGACGCCACUGUUCGCUCACAGUGGGCCACACGCGAUGCUGCUGCACGUCUUGCUGUGCGUCGCCACCUGCCUACCGCUGAGCGCGCGCACUUUAGCCAGUACAAGAGUGCCCAGACCUUGUACGACGCUGUAGUUGCACGCUACUCCUCCCCUGCCACUGCUGCACUGAGCCGCCUCAUGCUACCCUUCCUCUUCCCUGACCUUGCCGCCUUUCCCACUGUCGCUGAUCUCAUCACGCACCUCCGCACUAUCACUCGCCUCCCUGACUCCCUUCGUGUAGUCCGGGACCACUUCCUCGCUGUCUGUCCCACCACCCCCACAGUCGAUAGCCUCGAGAAGGCCCUCCUAGCGGCGGAGAAGAGCAUAGUCGCUGUAGGAGCCUCUCGAGGUGACCCCCGCGCCCCCAUCUUUGAGGGGUGUUCUCCUUCCCCUCUCUUGCCCUCUAUCGCCUCUGAAGCUGCGGCCGACCUCGUUGGUCUUGAGUCGGUCGGUGCCGCGUCUGCCCCUAGCGAGAGACGCCGCUCUGGCAAGGGCAAGGGGGGCAAGGGAGCGGGUGGGGCCAGCGGGGGUGGUGGAGGUGGAGGUGGAGGCAGCGGAGGGAGUGGGGGUGGCGGUGGAGGUGGUGGCGGGGGUGGGGGUGCUAGUGGCGACAGUGGAGGCGGGAGUGGCGGCGUCGGUGGCGGUGGGAGCAGAGGUAGCGGAGGCGGCAGCGGUGGAGGCGGAGGCGUGGGCGGUGGAGGCGGAGGCGUGGGCGGUGGAGGCGGAGGCGGGGGUGGCGGUGGUGGAGGUGGUCGGAGUGGCGCUUCGCAGCGGAGCAGCACUGGGGGUGGUCAGCGCCAGCAGCAGCAGCAGCAGCGUUCUCGCGACGUCCCCACCCCUCAGCAGCUCCGUGAGUGGUACACGCAGCGUCAGCGUGGUGGGGGUUUUGGUCCCUGCACCUGCGUUCUUCGCACUGGCGACCGCGCUGGAGAGCAGUGUGGGGGUACCCACACCGCCCAGCGCUGCUUUGGCCGCCUGACGGACGCUUGGCGCCAGCAGUUCCCGGAGGCCGCGGAGAUCCCCCGCUGGGGAGAGCUGUCCGGUCUUGUGUAG
This is a messenger RNA of Closterium sp. NIES-65, 1254 nucleotides long. The record is from the annotation of a GenBank genome assembly. Lineage: Eukaryota; Viridiplantae; Streptophyta; Zygnematophyceae; Desmidiales; Closteriaceae.